Messenger RNA from Fibroporia radiculosa, 2301 nucleotides. RefSeq lists its product as uncharacterized. The record is from RefSeq and is a predicted model, not a curated record. Lineage: Eukaryota; Fungi; Basidiomycota; Agaricomycetes; Polyporales; Fibroporiaceae. Bases 1 to 2301 code for a protein of 766 amino acids. Gene Ontology annotation, biological process: mitotic cell cycle; microtubule nucleation. Gene Ontology annotation, cellular component: ciliary basal body; centriole; pericentriolar material. The transcript has 4 exons. Gene Ontology annotation, molecular function: gamma-tubulin binding.
AUGCUCGCGGUAGCCAUAUCACACUCCCUGGCAAUUCUUGAUCACGCUGCUCUAAAACGAGUCUCGUCCUCGACUCCGUCUACUCUCCCACUGGAUGCAUCUCCUACAGCCAUUUUUUGGUCUUCGGACAACAGCUCUUUAACCCUGUCGAGCGCCAACAACGUCAGUUCUUAUGAUUUGUCCACAAACGUGCUCUCGACUAUCUACCUCUGCCCGUCCGGCGACGACGGGCCCAUAACCGCUCUCGUCUCCAAAGACCGCGGGAACACCAUCGUCUUUGCACAAGGCGCGCAAGUGCGCGUGCUUGAAGCACAUGCACGGCGGAUCGUGCAGACAUUCGAUGCGCACAAGACGUUGGUGGUCGCCCUCGCCCUCGCGAACGACGCCAGUCUGCUUGCAUCUGCGUCCGCUGGCGCAGUGCAUGUGCACAAUCUCUCACACGGUGCGCAUACAGUGCUCCGCGGGCUCCCGGUGGGAGCAGGAGAGGUGCGGGCGUGCGCGUUCCAUCCGCACGCGCGUACACGACUUUUGGUGGGCGCGGGCGCGACGCUGCUGGUGUACGACACCACACGCCCGUCGGGGCCCGUGAAGAGUAUUACAGUAUGCAAGGAGAAGAGUGCGGGGGAUAUCGUCGCGAUUUCAAGCAGCCCCUUUAGCAAGACGCUGGUGGCGGUGGCGUGCAGCGGGGGCUUCAUCAGCCUCGUGGACUUGGAGAAAGAUAAAGGACUCUGUCGGACGAUCUCUGUGCACGUCCCCCUGACCUCAGUCACCUUCUCGGGCGAAGGUGCGACGCUGUACGCGGGCACGGAGAAUGGGAAGGUGUUUAUACAGGACUUGCGCUCGCUUGAUAAACCACCAAAGUCGAUCACGAUCAAUGAGCAGGGAGAUCGUGUUGUAGCAAUGUCCAUGCAGAAAAAGCUCAAAAAAGAAGAGAUUGCUCCUAAGCCUACUGCGGUGGCGACUAGCAGGCCACUUGCGCAACAAGACGUAAACAAGAAUCCUCAACGGAAUAUGGAGCGUGCGGCCGAUUCAAGGAAGAAGGUGGCCACCACCGGGUCUAUGAAAGCGAGACUGCUUUCGCCGAUUACAGCUCGCAAUUUGUCGGGUAAAGGUGCACGGGAGACUCGUGCAGCGCCUGUAGAGUCCCCUCGAUUGGCGCGGACAAGAGGUGCCCCACCAAUGGCAAGGAAAGCAAGCGCUGGAGGGGUUACAAAAAGGGUGUUUUCACCUCCCAAGUCGCCCCUCGGUCAGAUAGCCUCUACGGAGGAUGAUAAGGAGGAGGAUCCUGAUAUUUCCGUGUCAAUUGAGAACUUGUUAUCUCUCCAAACGGCGAAAGCAAAGGAAAAUGUCGCUCCCACUGAGAUCGGCUCAGGUUCUCCACCUAUGACAACUUCGGCUUCAAGACCGAGUUCGUCACGUACAUCCUCACACUCGGAGAAUGGCAAGACACGUACUCGAGUAUCUAGCUCUGCUUCUGUUGCCACUUUGCGCACACGCUCCGUAUCUGGAGGUAGCAGCCGGAGCGCGAGCAGCAGUGGCAAAUCGACCAAGUCCUCUGCAUCGGGGUCGUCAUCCAUCUCCUCCAUUCCACCUGUUCCUGCUGUUCCGGCCGCGUAUAAGGCGCAGGCUCGGAGUUCGCUCACGCCAAGCCCGGAUCUACCUGACACUGAACUGGCCACACCGAUCACGCCAUUGCCAAUGGGCAAAGGGGUGAACAAGGGGAAGGGAAAGAUGGGAGCAAUGGGCGUUCUGGGUUUGGGGACACCCGAAGUCGACAAGUGGAUUCGAGCGGGGGAAGAAAACCCCUCGGACGAGGAGGCUGAACCCAAAAUGGAAGGAAGACGUGUUGGCUUUGCGUCUCACGGAGACGACGGACGGCGAAGUGCCUUGUCUGGUGAAGACCGCGACGAGACGGACCAAGAGGUGGCCGAAGAAGAAAUGUGCGAUGCCGGCGCGAAGUUGGCGGUGCAGGUCACUCCCCGCCGGACUUUCGCAGGAGGAUCCGACUGGGCCCCCGUCCCGUCGCCGCUGCGCAACCUAGCGAAUCCGCAUCCUACCUCGCCGCGCUCGCACGCUGCAGCUGAUCUCCUGCAGACACUGCUCCGCGACGCGAUGUACGACUUCCGACAGGAGACACGCACAGAACUCGUCGGACUGCACUUGGAUAUGCUCCGGAUGGGUCGUGGGCUGCGCAGCGAGCUGCGGUCGGUGGUUGACGAGUUUCGUGGGGAGAUUUCGUCGCUGCAGGAAGAGAACAGGAGGUUGCGGGAGGAGAACGAACGGCUGAGAAGGGGGUAUUGA